Molecule: messenger RNA, 1727 nt
Organism: Westerdykella ornata
Lineage: Eukaryota; Fungi; Ascomycota; Dothideomycetes; Pleosporales; Sporormiaceae
Exons: 3
Coding region: 105-1616 (503 amino acids)
Biological process (GO): cyclic threonylcarbamoyladenosine biosynthetic process
Cellular component (GO): mitochondrial outer membrane
Molecular function (GO): tRNA threonylcarbamoyladenosine dehydratase activity; ubiquitin-like modifier activating enzyme activity
Source: RefSeq, a predicted model, not a curated record
UCAAACAUAACCUUCUUGUUUUUCUCGAAAUAUAUAGAUUGGUCUCAAGGAUGGGAUUUCGCCCUCUAUAAUAACAAAACGUGUGAUACGGCAUGAUCAGCACGAUGUCGUCGUGGAUAUCCCGAGCGACGUCGUCUCAUCGUGCUCAAUUGAUCACAACAGCCAUUGUAUCCGGUGUGGUGGUUGGAGGUGCAAUUCUUGGAGCUCAAGAGGUGCGGCGACAGUAUAGGGUAGCCAAGCUGAAGGACUCAAUACCUGAGCCAGGCGAAGAGGACCAAACUCCAACAAGACUCACUGAAUUCGGAGCAGCCUCCCAAGUUUUUGCUCCUAGCAAGGAAGAUGAGCGGAGUAUGGAGCUCGCUGCUCGAGCUCGGCGAGGAGACUAUGAUGAUGACCUUAUUCUCGAACAACUAGCCAGAAACAGAGUUUUUCUGAAGGAUGAUGGACUAGAGAAACUCCGUUCUGCAUUCGUAAUUGUCGUCGGCUGCGGCGGAGUGGGUUCCCAUGCCACAGCAGCACUGGCUCGGUCCGGAGUAUCCAAACUUCGGCUCAUCGACUUCGACCAAGUAACCCUUUCUUCCCUCAACCGUCACGCAGUGGCUACGUUGGCAGAUGUAGGGACUCCAAAAGUCCAUUGCAUCAGACGCCGUCUCGAGCAAAUCACUCCUUGGACGCACUUCGACUGCAGAAACGAGCUUUUCAGCGAAUCCACAGCAGACCUACAGCUAGCACCCAUGAACGGCCAGGCUCCGGAUUUUGUCAUCGAUGCCAUAGAUAACAUUGACAGUAAAGUUGCACUACUGCACUACUGCCACAAGAACAAAAUCCCUGUAAUAUCUUCCAUGGGCGCUGGUUGCAAGUCCGAUCCUACCAAGAUAUUCAUUGGCGACAUCUCCAACAGUACCGAUGAUCCGCUAUCCAAGUCCACAAGGAGACGACUCCGUCUUCUUGGAGUCAAGGAUGGCAUUCCCGUCGUAUAUUCUACGGAGAAACCAGGACCAGGAAAGGCCGAGCUUCUUCCUCUACCCGAAGAAGAGUUUGCCAAAGGAAGCGUUGGAGAGCUCGGUGUGCUGCCAGAUUUCAGAGUCCGAAUUUUACCUGUUUUGGGCACUAUGCCAGCUAUCUUCGGGCUCUGUGUGGCGAACCACGUCAUUCUGGAGAUAACCGGGUAUCCGCAUCAGUACCUGCCAUCGAAGUCACGAGAUGCCAUGUACAACGGCAUUCUGGGCGCACUCCAAGGCUCGGAAGAGAGGAUUGCAAGGACCAGAGGGUUCGACUCACAGGGUCUCAAGAUCCCUAUCACGCAAGACGAUGUCGGGUAUCUGAUUGAAGAGGUGUAUAAUGGACGAAGCGUCAUUAGCGGAUUAUUCACCCGACUUUGCCUGGUUAGGUGGGAGAGACCGGGUGAAGACUUUAUCGACAACCGCACACCGGGACAGAAAAAUACGCUGCUUCAGAUGAAGGACUUGGUGUGCAUGACGAAGGAGGAGGCCGCUAAGCAUGAGAAGGAGGUACUUAAGGGGGACAAGUCGCCGGAGGCGUUAUAUGACGCUAAGAUCGUGGACUUGGUCAAGCUGAAGAUGAAGGAAGAGGAGAAGUUUGAAAGGUUUCGGUAAUGUACCAUAUUCACUUGAUCAAUGUAUAGACUUCAAUGUACACCGUCUACAUGGUCUUCAUUUAUACAUGCAAUCAGUUGCGAGAUUGGCUUUAUCAGGGCCUCUGUCGCC